Molecule: messenger RNA, 2539 nt
Organism: Tachysurus fulvidraco (yellow catfish)
Lineage: Eukaryota; Metazoa; Chordata; Actinopteri; Siluriformes; Bagridae
Product: E3 ubiquitin-protein ligase TRIM50
Exons: 6
Coding region: 850-2298 (482 amino acids)
Molecular function (GO): zinc ion binding; protein binding
Source: RefSeq, a predicted model, not a curated record
AAGGCAGUUUCUGUCUGUAAUUAGAUAUACUACUUAAAAUGUAGUAAACAACAUUACUGUAGAUGUUUCUUUUAUAUGGCAGAAUGUGAGCUCAGCUUCAGUGUGUGUGAAACACUUCCAAAAGCAUUUUACAAAAUUCCAAAGCAUUUUUUGAUGUCCUGUAUUAAGUUCUUGAUGAUGAUUUCUGUAUUUGUAGGUUUCCUAGUUUAUUGUGAAUAACCUUGUGCUCACUAGGAGGUGAAACCCAAAAUGCUAAUGAAGUAAAAUAACAUCCACACUCUAUAUCUGAGUAAAUGUUGGGAGGAAAUGUAAUGUUUUUAUUCACAUUCAGUGUUGUGAUGGCAGAAACAAGGAUUGGGGAAAUGUUUUAUCUUCUGAAGUGUUUGAAAUUCCAUUUUACUUGUAAUUUGCUUUUAGUAAUGUAAUCACACUUUCCUCUGAUAACAGCAAUGUUAUUGCAGAGUCAGGAGCUUACGCUCCUGUGCAAUCAGUGGCUGAUAGUUACAAUCACUGAAGGUGACCCAUGUUGACAUGAAGUUAUGAGUUUCAAGUAUUAUUUAGCAUUGUUAUGAUAGACCCGACCCUGAAUAGUGCUAGAACCUUUAGCUGAGGCUUUGUAAAAGCAAGGUGAAAGCAGCUCUUAUCUGAAAGGCUUUUUAGCUUAAAACAUCAUACCAUAUACAGAAAGGUUCCUAGUUCCUGUAACCACUUUGAGGAAGACCAACAACCAGACUGAAAAGCUUAAAAACACAGCUGUCAACACAGUCGUGCUGAACUAGAACAUAUUCUAAAUUUGAUCUCUUUUAAACCCUUGGUAAAUAAGGACGUUUAAGGACGUAUCUGUGUCAGAUGGCCAGACGCUGCAGUCUAGAGUCUCUAGAGGAGCAGCUGCGUUGCCCUGUGUGUCUGGAGGUCUUCUCUGAGCCGCUUAUGCUGCAGUGCGGCCACUCGUACUGCCGUGGUUGUGUGCGCUCUAUGGGCAUGGAUCCUCUGGGGCAGCUCCAGUGUCCUGUGUGUCGCUGUGCAGUGGAUGGGGACAGCCCUCCACCUAAUGUUUCACUGGCUCGCAUUGUGGAUGCCCUGCGGGAGAUCAGUGAACCAGGUCAAGGCCCUCCAGAGACAUGCAACCAACACCAUAAUCCCCUGAGUCUGUACUGUGAGGAAGAUCAGACACUGAUCUGUGGACUGUGUGGCAGCAUCGGAAGCCACAAAGCACACAAGGUCACGCCGAUCAGCAGCGUCUACAGCCGAAUGAAGGAGGACAUUUCCUGUCUGCUGACUAACUUUCAGACACAGAAGAGGAAACUGGAGGAGCAGAUUUGUAAAAUGGCCUACAAUAAGUCUCGCAUUACAAAUGAGUCGGACGUGCUGAAGUGGGUGGUGCGGAAGGAGUUUGGGGAGCUGCGACACUGGGUGGAACUCGAGGAGGCCAGCUUCAUGCAGAAGGUAGAGAACACCGCCUCGACUCUCAUCUCCUCAAUCCAGACCCAGGCUGAUCACAUGAGUCAGCUGCUGGCUAAGUUCCAGGAGGCUGAAGGCACACUAGAAGCCCUGAGCAACGAGAACCAUCUGGACUUUAUCACUAAAUAUGGCUCUAUAGCCCCAAGGUUUCGAGAGAGCCAGCAGAGAGAACAGAAGAACGAGAGGACCUACAGCUCCAUCAGCUUUAAGCCAGGCUUUAAUCACAGUGAUAUCAAAAUGACUGUAUGGAAGAGAUUACACAGGAGAGUUUUACCAGCUCCCGAAUUGCUGAAUUUUGACCCUCUCACAGCUCACCCGAUGCUGCACCUCACUGAAGACCUCACCACGGUGAAGUGUGGAGUCCUCGUCAACCGCCUGCCCAACAAUCCUGAGCGUUUCAGCUACAGCUACUGUGUGCUGGCCAACCGUGGCUUUUCAUCAGGCAAGCACUACUGGGAGGUCCAGGUGGGAGAGAAACCAAAAUGGAGGCUGGGGUUAAUCAAAGGGACUACUUGCCGUAAGAGUAAGCUUCCCAAGAGCCCUGAGGGAGGAGUGUGGCUGAUUGGGCUAAAGGAGGGUCGGCUGUAUGAGGCCUUCACCACUCAUCGUGUCUCUUUGCCCCUCAUGAGUCAGCCACAACGCUUGGGGGUUUUCCUGGACUAUGACAGAGGAGAGCUGACCUUUUAUAACGCGGACAGUCCAGAUGAGCUUGGAUUCAUUUAUUCCUAUCAGGCUGAGCUGCAGGGGAAGGUCUACCCACUGUUUGACGUGUGCUGGCAUGAGCGUGGUGCCAACAAGAUGCCAAUAAUCCUGCCACGGCCAUUCACUGAAGCCUAGAGAGAUUAGCCUAGAAGCAAUUAUAGCUGUGGUUAUAAACUUGUAUGAUAGUUUACUGAGAGUAUAACUGUAAAUAAAUAUAUAAACUAUUUGAUAAACUACUAAAAGUAUAAAAUAAUUUCAAUUGCCGUUUUUUUACAUUUAGUCUGCUUCAGCAUGAAUAUAAAUUCCUGUAUUUUUGCAGUUAUUUUGGAACUGUAAAAAAAUUUGUAAAAUUUUUUAAAAGAUUUUGAUGAGUGUA